AUGAAGGUAAUAGCUGACAGUGGAAAUGGUAAUAGCAAUACUGAACAGAAAAAUUCAUCACAACAACUUGAACAAAACACGAGUCAACAAGCAACAAGUAAUGUUGACAACAUUGGUGAAGAAUUGUUGAGGAAUAAUACGAAUGAGAAUGGAAAUCAGACAAGUGAUACUCAUCAGCCCAGUAGUUCUACCUCUACAAAUAUAGCAUCUGCACCCAAUUCUUCAGAGGGUUUAUUUAUUGAAAUGGGAGGAUUGGAUGAUGGUCUAACCAACGAGCCAUAUACUCCAAUUGAGGAAGAGGAAAAUGCAGCUAAUGACGGAGACAAUGAAGCUCAAACAAAACUAGGAGAUCGAUAUUACUCUGGGGAUGGUGUCGAAAAAUCGUUUGAAAAGGCAUUGGAAUGGUAUAGGAAAGCAGCAGCUCAAGGAAAUACUACUGCUCAAUUUCAUAUUGGAAAAAUGUAUGAGAAGGGAGAAGGAGUUCCCAUAUCACCAGAAAAAGCAUUCGUUUGGUAUAAAACAGCAGCACAAUUAGGGGAUGCAGCAGCUCAGCAUCAAACAGGGAAAAUGUAUUUUUGGGGAUUUGGAGUUGAAAAAUCAAAUGACUUGGCAUUUGAGUGGAUAUCUAAAUCAGCCAAUCAAGAAUAUUCACACGCAGAAUAUGAUUUGGGAAAUUUAUAUUAUGAAGGAAAUGGAGUUGAACAAUCACUUACAGAUGCUUUUAAAUGGUAUGAAAAGGCAGCUAAUCAAGGUGAUGCAUAUGUACAAAAUCUUAUAGGGGCCAUGUAUCAGGAAGGUGAAGGAGUAGCUCAGUCAUACUCAAAAGCAUUUGAAUGGUAUGAGAAAGCAGCCAAUCAAGGAGAGGUCAAUGCUCAAUUUCAUUUAGCCCUACUGUACCAAGAAGAAGGAGUUCACCAGUCAUACGAGAAGUCCUAUAACUUACUGGAGAAAUUAGCUAGUUCCAAUGAUAAGGAUGCUCAAAUUGCCUUAGGUGAUAUGCUUUGUGAGGAGGAAAGUGUUAGAGAAAUGGCCAUUUCAUGGUAUGAAAAGGCAGCCAAUUUAGGGAAUGAUGAUGCUAAAAUCAAACUAGAAGAAUUGAAAAAGAAGAGAAAGAGGUUGGCUAUAAGAAAACCAAGGAGAGGCAGAAAAAGAAAAUAG
Molecule: messenger RNA, 1158 nt
Organism: Naegleria gruberi
Lineage: Eukaryota; Heterolobosea; Eutetramitea; Acrasida; Naegleriidae
Exons: 2
Coding region: 1-1158 (385 amino acids)
Molecular function (GO): protein binding
Source: RefSeq, a predicted model, not a curated record